GAGGAGAGAAAAGAAAGAUUUAUGUUCUUGUGUUACAUGCCUUGUCAUUCUAUAUAUGUACUUACAAAAUGCCUGUUGGUUUGAUAGCGCCAAAGCAUUCAGCUACAUCCCCAGAGGUUACUGAUUUGAAGUGAUAACAUCCUUCAGUGUUUCUGAUUGUAUAUGCAUAUGUGAGGCAUUGACACCAAUCUAUGCCUAUGUGAUUCCUUCACAAGUGAAUGUAUUUCACCUUCAAACUCCCUUCCUGUGCUUUGGUAUGAGGAUUUUUUAAAAAACCUAAAUGAUAUGCUGGGAGGGAAGUCUGAGAGAGGAGGCUGUGGCUACAAUGGGAAGGGAAUCCCAUCAGCAGUUUCUGGCAGUCUCAGGCCUUCUGUAAAGAGUUUUCUAAAUCCAAAGUAUUUGAUCUGGAAUGAAUUAAGCUAAUCUGGCAUAUUUUGAGUGUAACUGUUGUUCUGCACAAUCCGUUCCCUUUCUUAGGUUUUCAAAUACUGUGGAAGAUGUUGGUCAACUAGUAAGGGCUAGUGUGGUGGUUUGUGUUUUUGUGGCUCUUUUUGUGUGUGUGUGUGUGUGUGUGUGUGUGUGUGUGUGACUGUGUGGAACCCAGUUCAGCUACUGAUUGAUUGUGUGACUCAAACAUUGUUUAUUGUUUUCAUUUUAUGGAUCAAUGGUCUCAUUUGAUAGUAAAAUUCAUGUUAAAUUGCUUUUUGGGGAUUGUUAUUAAAAGUCUGGAAUGGAUUAAUCUAUUUUGCAUUACUUUCUAUGGGAAAGCGCGCCUUGGUAUUGGAACACUUUGGUUUUGGAAUGGACUUCCGGAAUGGAUUACGUUUGAGAACCAAGGCACCACUCAGGAGAUCUGGUCAAUAUAAUAUGAACCAUGACAACUCUAAGAAACCCUCAGGGAAGCCCCCUUAUAAUCGUUCAGGUUCUCAAGAUUCACUCGAUGAAUUAUCCAUGGAUGACUACUGGAAAGAACUUGAAAACAUCAAUGAAACCAGAGGCAAUAACUCUGAAGAACAAGCAGUGGUUCUGGUGAAGGAGCCUGAUGAGGGGGAAUUGGAAGAGGAGUGGCUAAAAGAAGCUGGUUUGUCAAACCUCUUUGGUGAGGCUGUUGCUGACUCUCAAGAAAGCAUGGUGGUUUUGGCUACACUGACGCGUACGCAGGCAGCAGCCGUGCAGAAAAGAGUGGAGACAGUCACACAGACAAUGAGGAAGAAAAACAAGCAGUACCAAGUUCCUGAUGUGAGAGAUAUAUUCAAGCAGCAAAAUGAGUCAAAGGAAAAAGAAAUUGGCAGUGAACACCAGUCUGUAAGAACAAAAGAAAACAAAGAGGAGGACACAAAAGAGGCAUCUUGUCAACAUAUUGAUUAUGAUCAUCCAAGAGAAGAUGUUCCAGUGACUGAAACGGACAUUAACUUGGAAAUAUCAUUUUCGGAGCAGGCAGCUACGCUCAAAGAUGACCCAGCAGGCAAAGUCUCAAAGGGCAAAGAGGAUGACACACUCCUUCCUAAUUUCAGACUGCCAAAAGACAAAACGGGUACAACAAAGAUUGGAGACCUUGCCCCCCAAGAUAUGAAGAAGGUCCACGCUCUGGCAUUAAUUGAGCUGACGGCUCUUUUUGAUAUACUUGGAACAGAACUGAAGCCACAAAAAGCAAUAAAAAUCAAAACCAAAGAAUCUGGUCUUUUUGGUGUCCCGCUGUCAGUUUUGCUAGAACAAGAUCAGAAGAGGGUGCCAGGCAUCCGGAUACCACUAAUUUUUCAAAAACUCAUUUCCCAUAUAGAAGAAGGAAAGCUGGAUACAGAAGGGCUUCUUCGAAUACCAGGUGUGGCAGCAAGGGUAAAGAAUCUUUGCCAUGAGCUUGAAGCAAAGUUUUAUGAAGGGACUUUCCAAUGGGAAAAUGUAAAACAACACGAUGCAGCAAGUCUUCUGAAACUCUUUAUCCGAGAACUGCCUCAACCGCUGCUCACUGUGGAGUAUCUCAAGGCCUUCCAGGAUGUGCAAAAACUUCCAACGAAGAAGCAUCAGCUGCAAGCACUGAAUCUAUUGGUCCUCCUUCUCCCAGACGGAAAUAGAGAUACUCUUAAGGCACUGCUUGAAUUUCUUCAAAGGGUAAUUGAUAACCGAGAUAAAAAUAAAAUGACCCUAAAGAAUGUUGCCAUGGUUAUGGCUCCAAACAUCUUCAUGUUUCAUGGUUUGGGCUCAAAGAACACAGAGCAAAGCGAGUUCGUUAUGGCGGCUGGGACAGCAAAUGUCAUGCGUUUUAUGAUUAGAAACCAGAACCUUUUGUGGACUAUUCCUACAUUCCUUGUGAACCAAGUAAGAAAGCAAAAUACUGAAAGUCAGAAAAAGGAAAAAAAGGAUAAAGCUGUGAAAAAAUUGCUGAAGAAAAUGGCUUAUGACCGUGAAAAACACGAGAAGCAAGAUAAAAAUGUCAAUGAUGUAAAAAGUGUCAAUGAGGCUGAUGUUCCUCAGGGAGUAAUACGGGUGCAAGCACCUCAUCUUUCCAAAGUUUCCAUGGCAAUCCAGCUGACAGGAGAACUAAAAGCUUGUGAUGUAGUGGCCAGGUUCCUCAGCCAAAAAAGUGCAACCGUCCAGUCUCUGAAGAAAGAAGAAGUGUUUUUAUAUGAAGUUGGAGGGAACAUUGGUGAACGCUGCCUGGAUGAUGAUACCUAUAUGAAGGAUUUGCAUCAGCUGAACCCAAAUGCUGAGUGGGUUAUAAAAUCUAAAAACUGCUGACUUUUUUAAUUUUCAAAGAGAUAACUGUGACUGAUUUUUGUAAAACUAAUGUUCACGUCCACCAAAAUAAAAGUGUGAUGUAUUCAUUGGAUAUGUCACAAAUAUUGCACUGUUAAGGGGCAUUGUCAGUGCUGCAGUUGGCUUACAUGAAGCCUUCUCUCUUUCUCCCAAGUCAAUGCAAACUACUGUAGCAAAACUGGUAGGGCAGGUAGCUGUGUGAUCUUAACUGAUUUUGUUGCACAGGAACAGUAUGUUCAGAACUUUUUUCUUAUGGGAAGCAUUGUGCCUUUGGUAUGGUCCCAUCUAAUUCCCAUUACUUUCAUAUUGCUUGUUUAUAACUUCAUUUCUCCAACGACGGGUCAAUUUUCUUAACGAAGACAUCUGUAAAAAUUAGAUGUUCCUUCAUUGAGCCAUCCAAAUUAUAAAUGGUGCCUGUAUUCCCUAUGUAAUUGGGACAAUAGUGGCACAAAGUAUGCCACACAAGCUUACUACAUGCAUUUGUUUAAGUCACACAAAACCAUGUACCUACCCUUUUUGUCCCCAGAAAUAUAGGAAAGCUAAUGUGACAUAAUACUGACAAAACUAUCUUUACCCAGAAACAAUUCCUGUGAUCAUUGUGAUGAAAAAUGUAUUGCUAUGAAGUCAGUAUACCAAAGAAAAUAUCUGUAUUACCACCCUAGAUUCUACAGUCUUCUCAGUUCUUAAUGAGCUGCUACAAAUAUAAGCAUUCUAGGGAAAGGAAAUAUAUAUGGAACUUAAGUUCCAUAACAUAUUAGGCAUUUCCUUCCUAAUUCCAUUUUGACAAUAGUGUGAAAUUUUGAAUAUAGAUGCUUCUGUGUGAUGAGUGCAAUACUCACACUGGGAAAUCUAUGCAGGUUGGGGAAAGAAUAAUAUGUAUAGUGUCUCCAUGUAUGGUAUUAAUGUGACUAGUCAUAUCAAUGAUCAUUCAAGGGUCAAAUAGACAUAUGCACAGAUAAUGUUUUCAAUUCAGUAUUGUCUAAAGUCAAUGAAGUCCAAAGAUAAUAUUCAUGACCUUUUAAUUUCAGCAUACUCACGUUGAAGCUUACAGUGUAGUCGUUGAGCACACUAUUGUGCAUUCUGUGCAGAUUAACAUGGCUGAAAGUCUCACAAUGAAAGGUAUGGCCCUGGGCUUUGCUUAAGCAUUCUCUUAACAACAAAGUUGUCAUCAAAAGCGAUUCACUUGUGGUUGAACAGGCAUCCCCAAACUUCGGCCCUCCAGAUGUUUUGGACUACAAUUUCCAUCCUCUCCGACCACUGGUCCUGUUAGCUAGGGAUCAUAAGAGUUGUAGGCCAAAACAUCUGGAGGGCCGCAGUUUGGGGAUGCCUGUGGUUGAACAUAAAGAUGUGUUUUUCUCCCUACAGUGGAAAGGGUGAGGCUAAUUUUAUGCAGAUGAGUAUUUACCUUACGUAGGUAGGGCUCACAGCAGAUGUUUGCAAGGACAUGUUGACCUUUGCAUUUUGUUCUUCAGAAACAAAACCAACAGAAAUUAAGCUUGUAUAAAUAAGGACAAAAAGAGGAUGAAAUAUAUUACUGCUAGGAUGCAAAUCUUAAGAUGCCUUCCUAUUUUCAACAAGUGACUAUUACUGACAUUCAUUUUUGGCGGUAGCUAUGAGCUAUUGCACCACCGACAAACCAUGUGCUCCUGUGUCACUGAAAUUAUUGUAGCUUCUCUUGCUCCACAAUUAAUAGGCUAUCGCCUAUUAAUAGGUGUUGUAUCCAGAAGAGUCAGAUGUUCAGAGGCACAAACCUCAGUGGUAUCUGAACUUGUAACAUUCCCAGGGAAUUGCAACAUAAUCUCCUGCCAUAAAAUGACUGUAUGAGUCGUGAACAUACCAUAAAUAACAAAACAAUUUUUUGAACCCUCACUCUUUGCAAUCUGGUACUUUGGUGGGAUUUGACUGUUUCAGGUCAGUAAAGUAGGGAGAAGAAAGCUUGUUUGAGCAGGAACUAGCUAGCACAGGGAAUCUCUGGCCCUCCUGCUGUUUUUGGACUCCCAUCAUCCCUGGCCAUUUGUCAUGCUGGCAGGGGCUGAUGGGAGUUGUAGUCUGACAGCAUCUGGAGGGCUGUGAAUCCUGCAUCCUUAAGCUGGAAGCUCCUGGAACUCUUAUCUCUCCUGCUACAGUCCACAUGGCUACCAGGAUGGCUUUCCCUUCUCUCCUUGAUUGGCAUGCAGCCAUAACUGGGGAUUCCCAGCAGCCAUCUCUGGCAAAGAGGGAAUUUGAAAGGCAGAAUAGUUUAUGAAUCUGGAACCUAGUUUAACAGGUAAUACGAGAUGCAUAAUGAAACCUUUGUAAUACUUUACAGUCUGUAGUUGCUGCAAACCAGACUUAAUUGCAAGGGAAAUUUUAGGUAUUUGAAUCAGAAACAAUUACUGCUGCUGGGAACAGCUGUAGCGGUCAUUAAACUACAAAUGGCCUGUAGAUUUGAUUUUUUAAAAAAAUAACUUUUGUUGCAGGGUUAGUGCCAUUAUCUUUUUAUUACUAUUUGAACAGCUCUUUUAUAUAUGUAAAUUAAUUUUCAUAAUCUCAUUUGAUUUAUGAGGUGUAUACAUGGAGUAUACACAACAGAUACACUGACUAGUUGUUGAAUCAGCUAAUGGGGAAGGAUGGGGAGUUACCACACUUGUGUAGAUUUGUACAUAAAAUGUUUCAGAUGAAAAAUGGUGAGUCUGUGUUUUCCUUUUCUGUGUAUGUGUGUUGUUGCAUAGGGCACACCACCAGGUCUUUGAAAACAGAAGUCUCGGGGGGGG
Molecule: messenger RNA, 5507 nt
Organism: Zootoca vivipara (common lizard)
Lineage: Eukaryota; Metazoa; Chordata; Lepidosauria; Squamata; Lacertidae
Source: RefSeq, a predicted model, not a curated record